This is a messenger RNA of Gryllus bimaculatus (two-spotted cricket), 1572 nucleotides long. Lineage: Eukaryota; Metazoa; Arthropoda; Insecta; Orthoptera; Gryllidae. The record is from the annotation of a GenBank genome assembly.
AUGUUGUCAAUGACGCGACCUUUGAUAACUGUUCAUAGUGAGAAAAAUGAAGAUACGAUGCAAUCAGUUCCCUUGCCAGGUAUAUUCAAGGCGCCUAUAAGGCCAGAUGUCGUAAAUUUUGUUCAUGAUAACAUGGCUAAAAAUCACCGGCAACCAUAUUGUGUGAAUGAAGAUGCUGGGCACCAGACAAGCGCGGAAUCAUGGGGAACAGGCCGCGCAGUUGCUCGCAUUCCGCGAGUGCGCGGCGGAGGGACUCACAGAUCUGGACAAGGUGCAUUUGGUAAUAUGUGUCGCGGUGGUCGAAUGUUCGCACCGACGAAAUCGUGGCGCCGCUGGCAUCGUAAAAUAAGUAUUAACCAGAAACGUUAUGCUUUAGUAUCUGCCAUUGCUGCCACAGGUGUCCCAUCAUUAAUUAUGUCCAAAGGUCACAUGAUUGAAGAAGUACCCGAAAUUCCACUGGUGGUUGAUGAUAAAGUGCAGGAAUACACCAAAACAAAACAAGCAGUUAUAUUUUUGCGCCGUUUGAAAGCAUGGGCCGAUAUCGAAAAAGUCUGCAAAUCACGCCGUUUUCGAGCUGGUAAAGGGAAGAUGCGCAAUAGGCGUCGAAUUCAGAAAUGCGGUCCGCUGAUCAUCUAUCAAAAUGACAAAGGUUUGACUAAGGCGUUUCGUAAUAUCCCUGGAGUAGACUUGAUAAAAGUUGACCAAUUAAAUUUAUUAAAGCUUGCUCCCGGUGGACAUGUGGGAAGAUUUGUUAUAUGGACGAAAUCAGCCUUCAAACAACUGGAUGCAUUAUAUGGUUCAUGGCAAAAACCAUCACGUUUAAAGAAAGAUUACAAUCUACCCAUGCCUAAAAUGGUAAAUACUGAUCUCACACGCCUUCUUAGAUCUGAAUCCAUCAUGAAAGUGCUUAGACGACCAAGAAAGAUAAUAAUACGACGUGUCAAGAAACAUAAUCCAUUAGCAAACCUUAAAGUUAUGAUUGGAUUAAAUCCUUACGCUAGUGUAAUCAAGAAAUCAAUUGCAUUAGCCGAACGGAAAAGAAGACUGGACAAGAUAAUACGUGCUGUGAAGAAAAGAGGUGGCAAAGAUAAACUAAGUGAGCGACAAAGGCUUAUCUACGACAAGUAUAGAAAACGUUUAGUUGCACGGGGCAUCUUGAAAAGAGAGAGAAAAAUCAGGAAAGAAGCGUUGAAAAAGAUAAUUAGAGAAAGAGCUGCGAAGAAAACGAAGACUGAAACUAAAAAGGGUGAAACAAAACCUGAACCUACAAGUAAAGACAAGAAGACACCGACUAUUGAUAAAUUUCGCAAAGUUGGGAGAGUCGUCAAAGUAACGAAAGCUAGUCGAAUGAGUAAGAAACUUCUCAAAGCAGCCGUAAGAAAGGCAGAAAACCGGCGUCGAUUUGGUGCUUCUGUGCCAAUAAUUGAUCAACGGAAGCUUAAACUAAAUAAAUUCAGGAAUGGAAAGAAGGCUAACGAACCAAAGAAAAAGGCUAUUAUUUCAUCAUCAAUGGGUGAGGUUACUACUUCAACAUCUAAGACAAAAGCAUCUUCGCCAAAGAAAAAAUAUUAA